AUGGCGAAGCUCCGGGUGGCUUACGAAUACACGGAAGCCGAGGACAAAAGCAUCCGGCUUGGCUUGUUUCUCAUCAUCUCCGGUGUCGUGUCGCUCUUUAUCUUCGGCUUCUGUUGGCUCAGUCCCGCCCUGCAGGAUCUGCAAGCCACGGCGGCCAAUUGCACGGUGCUGUCGGUGCAGCAGAUCGGCGAGGUGUUCGAGUGCACCUUCACCUGUGGCGCCGACUGUAGGGGCACAUCACAGUAUCCCUGCGUCCAGGUCUACGUGAACAACUCGGAGUCCAACUCCAGGGCGCUGCUGCAUAGCGACGAGCACCAGCUCCUGACCAACCCCAAGUGCUCCUAUAUUCCUCCCUGUAAAAGAGAAAAUCAGAAGAACUUGGAAAGUGUCAUGAAUUGGCAACAGUACUGGAAAGAUGAGAUUGGUUCCCAGCCAUUUACUUGCUAUUUUAAUCAAUUCCAAAGACCAGAUGAUGUGCUUCUGCAUCGCACACAUGAUGAGAUUGUCCUCCUGCAUUGCUUCCUUUGGCCCCUGGUGACAUUUGUGGUGGGCGUUCUCAUUGUGGUCCUGACCAUCUGUGCCAAGAGCCUGGCAGUCAAGGCAGAAGCCAUGAAGAAGCGCAAGUUCUCGUAGAGGGCGGUAAACAUGUGGAAAGCAAAGCACAGAAGCUGCACCUGUCGGCACACAUCUACCUGCAGAGCCUGUUUCUGGCACAGGAGAUGGAAGGGGCUGUGAGAAGCUCAGAGAGGCUCCUCCCUCAAUGGCAGCAGCAACAGGCACAAGUGGAAGACUUGGAACCUCAUAGAUUGUAUUCUAUGUGCUGUAGGGAUGGCUAAAGAGCCAAGCUCUUAGCUGUAUGGAGUAAGUUUUAGGAAAUCUGAUCAAAUGUUAAUUUUAUUUGGA
Molecule: messenger RNA, 903 nt
Organism: Pteronotus mesoamericanus
Lineage: Eukaryota; Metazoa; Chordata; Mammalia; Chiroptera; Mormoopidae
Gene: KCNMB4
Product: potassium calcium-activated channel subfamily M regulatory beta subunit 4
Exons: 3
Coding region: 1-633 (210 amino acids)
Biological process (GO): detection of calcium ion; potassium ion transport
Cellular component (GO): voltage-gated potassium channel complex; membrane
Molecular function (GO): calcium-activated potassium channel activity; potassium channel regulator activity
Source: RefSeq, a predicted model, not a curated record